AUUACCUGCCAGAGCGGAGCAGCCUUUACUGAGAGGACGUCAAAGCAGCAAUGCGAUGAUCACAAGGAUUAUUUUGGAUCAGUGGGAGCACUGAAGAUAGUACAAAGGAUCAGACCGCUGACAUAGGUUACAUAUGGUACCAGGUGCUUGCUGGGAAUGUGUGCAGGAUGAGCAGCACAUUUGUUACUUUAGCUGAAGUAUUGGAGGCACGAGGGGGACCUCUGCUGGAGGAGGAGGUCUGGUCCCUGCUGCUGGGCACUGCAGAGUCUUUAGAGGAUGUCUCCUAUAUGGGUCAGAACAAUAUGUGUAAUAUCAUAAGCCCCACCUCCUUGCUGCUGUCAGCCACUGGUACCUUAGCAUUUAAGAACUGUGGCCUAUCAGAUGAGGUAUCCACCUUCACUGCUCCAGAGAUGCUGCAGGGCCGUGCCAGCUCAACCAAACCUGCCAUAGAGAGGAUGCUGGUGUAUUCACUGGGUAUGACUCUCUACUGGUCAGUUGAUUUUCACCUACCUCAAAAUCAGCCAGUCCAGUUGAGUGACCAUCUAAACAGCCUCCUCCUCAGCAUGUGUGAGGACCUGGCCCACCGCAGGGUAAAUCUCAACUCCAUCCUGGAAGCCUGCGAAUCUCAGCAUAAAGCCUCCAUCCUGCCACCACCCGCCAAAGUCAUCAGACAGCUGGUGGAGGAGGUUUUUCAUGAAUCAAUGGACCAUGGCUCUCUUCCAGACAGUAACGUCCCUUUGAGUGGCAGGAGCCAGAUGAUCAGAGAGAGACUUCAUGGAAAGAGAGGGCCAUUUUCAGACUUCGGCGAAGGGAGUGCUGAGGGGAGAAGAUACUCAACAGAUUCUGACUCAAAGUCAGGGAGUUUAUCUCAGAGACCUUGGAGACAAAGACCAAGGAGCUCUCCCACAAUGCUGUACCAAUCUUCUUUAGACAGACUCCCUCGUGGGGUUCGUCACAGGGACAGCAACUGCAGUUGGCUUGGUAGGAGCCCCCACCACGACAUCUCUCCCAAGACAUCAGGCAGAUCUCAAAGUCCUUCCAUUACCUUCAGCGAGUCCUCGCUCAGCCUGAGCCAGAGGAAAGCUAAGGUUUUGGGUCCUGAGUUCGUCAGAAUGUCAGAUGAACAACAAAUUGUUCUCGAGCUUCCAGGAUCCAUUGUGUCCAGAAAGGGACGCUCUUGUUCAUCUCAGAGAGAAGUGACUGUAGUGCUGCCUAACGGACAGUACAUGGUGGUUCGCUGUGACAUUAAGUCCAAAGCAAGAGAUGUGUUUGAUAUGGUGGUGGCUCAUGCAAACUUGGUGGAACACUUCUACUUCGGUCUUGCCUUCCUAGAUGAUGAUGAAUAUUUCUUUUUGGAGCAUGAAACAAAAAUCUCCAAAGUUGCACCUGACAGUUGGAAAAAAGGGCACAUAUCCUCCUUUUUGGUGUUUCUUCGAGUCAAAUAUUUUGUUGAUGAUAUAUCUUUCAUUUUGCACAGACUGACUCGUCACCAAUACUACUUACAGCUGCGUAAGGAUAUCUUGGAGGACAGACUUUACUGUAAUGAGGAGACAGGCUUGUUUCUGGUUGCUCUUGCUCUGCAGGCUGAGUUUGGAGAUUACAUGCCAGAGUUGUAUGGUAAGAAUUACUACCAGCCAGAGCAUUAUGUGUCCAAGAGGAUGCUGGAGAAGCUGGCCCUGCCCAAUGUCAAGGAAGAGUUGCCAAGACUACAUGCAAGUCACGCUCAGAUGCUCCCUGAAGAGGCCGAAACAGAGUACCUAAAGAUUGCCCAGCAGUUACCGGAGUAUGGGGUUAUGUUUCACCGUGUGGGGAGAGAGAAAAGACCAGUGGUGGGAGAGCUGGUUUUGGGAGUCUGUGCCAAAGGAAUCAUCGUGUACGAGAUGAAGAACCACCUCCGGACUGUCACCAGACGCUUUCUCUGGAGGGAAACUGACUCCAUAUCCACUGGGCGGCGUAAACUGAUUAUAGAGUGUGGCGGGCCCAGCGGGAAGAAGCACUGUUUUGUAACAGAGAGCUCAAAAAUAGCACAGUACCUCUUGAACCUCUGCUCAGCACAGCACAAGUUUCAUAGCGAGAUGACGUCACGACAACUUAACCACACCAUGAUUCCAGAUGAAAACAUGGAUAAGUACAUGUCUGUCUACCAGGGUCGUAACUUGAGCCUAAAGCAGAUGUCCUGCUCAGAGGGCAUGUUGAACCAUGUAGGUUUGACACCUGGUCAACCAGACUCCAUCUCCAAGUCCUGUGACGACCUGACUGCCAAGCUGGAGGCGCGGCUGCGCCAGCAGAGAGAGAUGAAGAGGGAGAUGAGCAGCGAGCUGAACAAGGAGCUCCCUGAUACAGGAGACCUCAGGGACAUGAAAGAGCGACAGUGUUGGAGCACUCCAGAGCCGAUUCCCAGAAUGAUGUCCAGUGUCUCACUACAGAAACAGGACUCUGAAGCCUCUUCCUCCGUACGAGUUGAUACACCAACCAGGACCCCACCAGAGAGAGAGAUAGUCUGUGUGAACCUGAAGAAAGAUCCCAAACUGGGCUUUGGCUUUGUGAUUGUGGGCGAGGACAAUACAGGUAAACUUGACCUUGGGAUCUUCAUUGCUUCCAUUGUGCCUGAUGGGCCUGCAGACAAAGAUGGACGAAUCAAACCCGGUGGGCGUCUCAUCUCCUUAAAUAAGACUAGUCUGGAAGGAGUGACGUUCAGUGACGCUGCUGCCAUCUUACAGAGCAGCCCUGAAGAGGUGGAGCUCAUUGUGUCCCAGCCUAAACAGUCUCUAAAGGACAGUAAGAGUUCCUUGAGUCAAAGUACUCUGGGUUUGGCGUUGGAGAGGGGCUUUGGGUCACAGACCACUCUGAGUGGCACAGACUACCGCCCUGCCGUGGAGGAACUGGAGGAUGCCAUCACUCUGUCCAACAUGGCAACCCCAAAACAGAACAGGAGGCUUCACAUUCCUGUCGUGCGAAUACAUGAUGCCCAGAAUGCUUGUUCCAGGUCCCCCUCUAUUUUAAGUUUGAAAAGUGGGGAGCGGUUUAUAGUGGAGCUGAAGAAAAGCAGUGGUAGUCUUGGCAUCAGUGUUGCUGGAGGAAUAAACACCAACGUGCGAUAUGGCGGCAUCUACAUCAAGAGUCUGGUGCCUGGAGGUGCUACAGAACAGGAUGGGCGCAUUCAGAUCGGUGACAGACUACUGGAGGUUGAUGGGUCCAACCUGAGGGGUGUGACUCACCAUCAAGCUGUCGAGUGCUUGAAGAGGACAGGGGAGGUGGUGAGCCUGCUGUUGGAAAGGGAGCCCACAGUGAUAUUGGAGCCUAGACCUGACUCACCCUGCCCCCCCUUGGCCCACAGUCCAUCAUACACACAGCCCCCCAGGACUGAAGUCUCCAUGGAAACGACCUUGAGUGGUCGCGCCAAGGACUACAGCUUUGUGACUGAUGAAAACACGCAUGAAGUGGUACUGAAGAAGAGUUUGUCUGGACUUGGCUUCAGCUUUAACAUCUCACAGCUGCACUCGGGGCCAGACCGUGGCAGUGUGGUUCGCAUCAAACGUCUAUUCCCAGGUCAACCAGCGCUAGAGAGUGGCCAGCUGCGAGAGGGAGACAUCAUUCUGUCUGUCAACAAAGAGCCUGUUAAGGAUCUUUCCUAUCAGAGGGUUUUGUUCCUGCUACGUGGAGCUCCAUCUGAAGUUCAUCUGUUGAUCUGCCGACCAGGUCCUGGAGUACUAUAUGAUGUAGAUGACAACACACUGAGUCCUGCACUCUUCCGUGAGGUUCGAUCACGGUCUCUGGACAUCCGACUAGGAGAGGACUACAGCCAGCUCCUUAAGUUUCAACAUGAUUUUAAAAUACGUGCCCAGACCCAGGCUCCCACCCAGGAGGAAGGUCUGACCAACACAGCAGAGAAAAGCCCAGAACCUCCUGCACCUCCAGCACUCCCGGAGACCCAGGAGAGUCUGAACGGUGACGUGCAGGCCAACCAGACUCCCCCAUCUCCUCCUCGCUUACCCCCGUCGCCCACCUCACCUACAUCACCUCCUUCACCAGUCUCACCAGCCUCACCUGCCUCCCCAGCAUCACCUACUUCACCUGCCUCUGGUUCUCCUGCUCCACCAGAGUCACAGCCAUUCGCCGGGGAACCAGAGGAACAACAGGAAGUAGAAGCAAAGGAGAAGAACAAGGACGGGGAAGAGGAGGUUGCAACAACAACAGGCUCAACUGUGAUGCUUAUGGAUGUCUGUCCUAAGACUGCUUCGAACUAUGUAUAUGCCAGUGGAGUCAGAGAGGAGGCAGAUGGAAGUGUGACCUACUGCGUGAUGGGAAAUGGACUCACUAUCAUGGCAGAUGAAGAGUACUUGACCAUAAGCUCCACACUAGAGCCUCCUCACAGCCUUCCCUCCAGUCUGGCCACUCACACUCCAACAACCAACCUCACAGCCCUCCGCUCUCAAACCUCCAACAGCUCCUCUAGUUUCAGCGCUCAGAAGCCAAGCCUCGGCCCUCAAAUCCCCACUACCACCACCUCGCCCCUCAGCCUCUUGUCUGACACCCCGACCACUUGCUCCCUAGCCCACCUAUCUCAGCCACUCACAACACAGCCACCGAAGGUCAAGCACCACCCGAUCCAGCAGGGGUUUAUUCCAAGUCACUGCAGAGCCAUCUCCAAGAUCAGUAGGCCUAUGGUGCCUCCACCCCAGCCUCCUGCUCCACCACUGACCCCCAUCACAGCCCAGGUCACCCCCUCUGUGCCUCCCUGUGCCAGUCCACCUACCCCGACGGUGCUACCCACAGUGCAGCCCCCUCUUGCCCACACACAGCUGAGGGAAGAGCCAGAGAAGAAAGAAAGGGAAUACAAGGAUGAUUAUGAUGAAGAGGAUUAUGAGGAGGAGGAAGAGAGUCGUAGAAAGGGAUUGGUUAAAGAGUUUGAGCUGACAGUGAUUCUGACCAAGUCCAGGAGUGGAAGCUUUGGGUUCACCAUCACUCGAAGCAAGCUAGACAACUGCUACUACAUACAGGAAAUACUGGACAACCCAGCCAAGGCAGAUGGACGACUCAGGGCAGGAGACAGGCUCAUCACAGUAAAUGGGCAUGAUGUUACCAGUGUGGCAGAUGAUGUUGCCAUGACGAUUCUCAGGUCAUCUCCAAGAAGACUGAGUAUGACCCUGGGGAGGGCAGUUACCAACCUGGUGGCCGCGCCUUCCUGUGACAGCCUGCCUGAUAUAGUUCUCUACAAGACACCUUCAGGACAACUGGGUAUAAAGCUGACAGGAGGCAUUGGCAGCAAAUGGCAGGGCAUCUACUGUCUGGAGGUGGUGCCAGGCUCCCCAGCCAGCGAGGAGGGCAGUGUCCAACCCAAUGACAAGAUCCUCUAUAUCUGUGGCAGGUGCACCCUGGGAAUGACCCUGGAGGAUGCAGUCAAAGCCUGUGAGAUUGCCCCUCGUAAAGUUAAACUUAAAAUCAUCAGAGAAGACCAGCCAGUGAACCCCAAGGCUAAGUGGAACGGUCUCUUUGACUGGAAAAAGGACAGGAAGUUCUUUACUCGUUUUGAAGAGCCUGUCUCACCAGAGAAAGACUCUCCUACCGAAGAUGUUGAAGCUGUGUGUAGGACUGCUGGAAAUUUCCGAUGUCUCUCUCUCACCCAAGAACACGAUAGUUGCAUCAUGCAAGUGGAGUUCACAAAACCAGAAGGAGGAGGCCUUGGCUUUGCUUUGGUUGGGGGGACCAAUGGCAGCAUGCUCAGAGUAAAGGAAAUCUGCUCUGGUGGAGUAGCUGAGCAGGACGGUCGGCUGAGAGUGGGAGAUAUUCUAUUAGAGGUGAACGGUGUGAUUGUGUCCGGGCUGAGCUACAGUAAGGUGGUGGAUAUCCUGCGUAAAGCUGAGGGCAGUGUACAGCUCACCAUCUGCAGAGACAUCCUGCCCCUGACCUACUCCGAGUCACCUACACCGCCCAACAUGUCAGCUCAGACUGAAGCUAUUUUAGCCGAGCAGCCGGCUCCUGUGUCCAGCCCUGAUACCUGUUCCUCACCUGACGUCAUGCUGAAUAAGCCAGUUGAGCGCCCCCCUGAGGCAACUUCAGACCCUGUGGUCACUGAAGCUGAUGUGUUCCUCACCUCACCACCUCCUCCACCACGCCAACUGACUGUUGUAACAGAUGAAACCUCAAUUAAACAGGAGAGCUGUAACAGCACCCCUUCUCAUCAAGCUUGCUGCCCAUCCCUCAAUGUCACUGACAUGUUGCAUGGAGCUUCUGACAGGAAACAGAUUGUGACCAAACUUUUGGACCAGUCCUGCAAAGACAUCCGGAAAACCCAGUCAGACGGCUGGAGCAGCGAAGAAGAUGAUGAUGAUGUAUUUGACGCCACCGGUCGGGAAAUGACCUCACGCCAAACAGGCCCACCCAUUGUAUCAGAGGAGGAACUGGCCAGUUUAGCUCUCAUUAGCCCGGCUAAGACCAGCCAGUAUUCAGGCUCCAGGGUCAAAGCUCUCAUCCAGAUUCUGCAGCAUCAACUGGACCAGCAGGAACUGGUCAAAGAGUUCAUGGCUCUGGAGCAUCUGAAGCCCUCUGACAACUGUCUGGUGGGAAAAGCCCCUGAGAACAGAGAUAAGAACCGUUACAGAGACAUCCUACCCUAUGACGAAACCCGUGUUGCCGUUGGAGACAACCAGGACUACAUCAACGCCAGCUACAUCCGCUUGCAAGUUGGCGAUGAAAAGUUCUUCUACAUCUCCUGCCAGGGCCCUCUGCCGUCCACAGUGCCGGCUUUCUGGCAGAUGAUCUGGGAAAACAAAUCUGAUGUCAUUGCCAUGAUGACCCAGGAAGUAGAACGGGGAAGGACAAAAUGUCACAAGUACUGGCCAGAGAAGCUAGGCAUUCCUCUGGACACCAGCAGGUACCAGCUACACCUGGAGAACCAACAGUACCUGGAGUAUUUCCACAUCAAGGUCAUCCGCAUGGUGGAGACAGAGACCGGUGAGACCCAUUUUGUCCGUCACCUGAAGUUCACACACUGGCCUGACCACGGCGUGCCGCACAGCUCCGAGCAGCUGGUUCGCUUCAUCCGCUACCUGAGGGCGGUGCACCACAAGGGACCAGCCACUGUGCACUGCAGCGCCGGCAUCGGACGGACAGGAGUUCUCAUCUGCACUGACAUUCUCCUCAGCCUCAUUGAGAACGAUUUGCCUAUUAAUGUGAGCGACAUUGUAAAAGAGAUGAGGCUUCAGCGGCAUGGGAUGAUUCAAACCAAGGAACAGUAUCUCUUCUGCUACAAAGUUUGGUUGGAGGUUUUACAGGGCAUUUUACAGCUUCACGGCAACCAAUGGCAACCGGAAAGUCCCAGAGACCACAAAGUAGUUUGAAUUUUUCCACCUCCAGUUCACCUACCUGUAAAGCACAGACUGUGUUUGAGCAACCAUGUGCAGUCUAUCACAGUAUAGACUGGUGAAACAGUUUUCUUUGGCUGUAUUUAGUUUAGUUAGCUAUAAUAUGAAACCUGUACUUCUUCUCUGUUUUGAUACUUUGCGUUGAGGCCCGUUGUAGUGACAAUGACUUCAACUCAAAUUUUUUUGUUCUUGUAUGUGCUCUCGGUGCUGUGAUUAUGUCAGUUUAAUUUAGAUCACUGAGGUUGUUUUGCCUUUUCAGGCUUAGUGAUUUGCCUUCUGCCUUUAGCAUCUUUUUUAAAUUUUGUCUCACUAUUUGAAUGUAUCUCAUUUAUUUUUCUCUGUGUCCUUUAAUUUUGAAAUGGCAUUCAUUUUUAAGUCAUAUUGCAUGGAAUUUAAAAUCUGGUAAUAUUCACAUCUAUUAUCUGACAGAUAAACGUGCACAAGUGUACUGUAAGAUUAUCAUACCAAAGGGAGUAUCUGUUUGUGACCUUGAUGAGUAGCAUUUGAUUAAGCAUUGUGUUAUUUCAUUAAGUGCAUUUGUACCCUGGAGAAAAGGGCAUUAGCAAAAGAACACUAUUGAUUUUACAGUUCAUCAUCUAAAGAAAUGAAAAGAAUCAAGUGCCUUGGAAUGAUUUACACCGCUUGCUCCACAUUGACCCUGAGCCACUCACAAGUGGUCGGGGAUAAAGAGCAAGAAACUGAUUUGAGAGCACCUGGCGGUGGUUAGAUUGAAUGUGCAGCUUUCAGUCUGUUUGUGGUCUGAGGAGGAUGUUUGGUUGAUCCAAACCAGAGGAGGAUUGCAUCUCACCUUUUAGUUUGUUAAAUUGUAACUUAGAAACAAUGUGAAGUUUGCACACCGCCUGUCAAUCUUUUUUUGUUUGUGGGCCCAUUUUAUACAAAACACUAUCACAAUGAAAGUCUUACUACACAUAAUCACAACUUGCACAUCCUAAUACAGAUAAAGAAUGAUUUAACAUAACAAAUGUUUGGAUAAAUUAAUACAUUUUCAAUUCACUCUUUUACGAGGCGUUAAUGCUAAAUAUUCAGAUUAUUUUGUAAAAUGUACAAGACCAAUUUAAAUGUCACUUAAAUAAUUAGUUUAGACUUUUAGGUGUAAUUUGUUAUGUGACACCAUCCUUUAUCUGUAUUCCAUAGCUAUUUUAAUACAAACUCAGCCAAAAAUGCAAAAAAUAUUAUGAGGUUUACAAACUUUCCGUUUUGCCACUUUAGAUGUAUACUGUAUGAUGUACAAAGCAACAGAGCUGCAUCUCAAAGUCACAGAUCAAAGAGGAUUUAUAGCUGCUGGUUUGAACCUCAACCUUUGGAUGUAACUGCUUGUAAGCUUUGUUCUUUUAGCUGCUAUCACACACAAACACACACACACACCAGCUCUCGUAUUGCAUGCAGACUCUUAGAGUGCAGAAGUCUGAGCCUGGAGUUUGACUGAAUGACUUGAACAUGAUCAAAAUGUGGAAUGUAACAAAGCAAUACUCUCCAUGAGGAGGGGAGAGCAGAAUGUCAACCUCUUAUCCGAUAACAUCUUUCAAACUGUUUGGAGCAUGUCGGUAAGACAUAUGCAGUAUUGUACCUUUGCCAUGUGGAUGGCUUUGCAGAGCCAUCAGCCUCUGUAAAGUGUAUGCAAGAUCUUUUCAGUCAGUGCUGGUCGGUUGGUUUCGAGCAAAAGGUAACACUUUGUUAUGUGCAAGUUCAUAUUCUCCUUGAGAUCCUGUUGAUAUGGUUUUUUUCCCUCAGAUCUUGGAAAAUGAUUAUUCUUGAAAGAACAAACAAAAGCACAUUUUGCAUUCAUCUGUGAAAAUGCAUCUUGUACAGUCAAGCAAGUGCUUAUGCAAUAGCAUUGUGGAAUAGUGGAAUGAAAUAACCCUUAAUUGCACAACUGCUUAUUUAUGCUAAAUUAAUAUCUUGUCACUGUACAAGCCACUAUGUAACCAAUAGCUGAGAACAAUGUAAUACCUCUCUCUUUAAUUAAAAUCUAUUCUGAAACUUG
Siniperca chuatsi (mandarin fish) is the source of this 9369-nucleotide messenger RNA. It is a transcript of the gene ptpn20, whose product is annotated as protein tyrosine phosphatase non-receptor type 20. Gene Ontology annotation, cellular component: cytoskeleton. The record is from RefSeq and is a predicted model, not a curated record. NCBI's taxonomy places the organism in Eukaryota, Metazoa, Chordata, Actinopteri, Centrarchiformes, Sinipercidae. Gene Ontology annotation, biological process: protein dephosphorylation. The transcript has 47 exons. Bases 168 to 7340 code for a protein of 2390 amino acids. Gene Ontology annotation, molecular function: protein binding; protein tyrosine phosphatase activity.